AUGUCAAAGAUUUAAGAAUUUAGCUUUAGAGAGUUCUUGUAUUAUCUUUAAGUGAACGAAGAGUUUUUUGAUUUUAUGGAAUAUCUUGAUCUAUAGUAAAGCGUUAAGAUAGAGAUAAAACUAUUGAAUAACCUAAAUGAAAUAAAUUAAACAAAAUUAAGUAACUUCAAAUAAUGGAAUCACUUUGGUAAUAAUUAAUUGUUAAGAAGCACACAUUUUCACAAAAUAUAUAAGAAAUUUAAAAACUACUGUUAAUCUAUUUAGUAGAAGUAUUUGAUACACAAGACUUAUCUGAUAGAAGAUUCGUAAUUAACUUAAGAUCUUCUAUCAAUAAUAUGUAUUUAUGCAGAUAAAUUAGGUAAGGAGAGUAAAGAGGCCUAUAGCAUAGUAAAAAAAGAAAUUAAUUACUUUCUUUAAGAAAAGAUUCUUUUUGAAGUAAGUAUAACUGAUAUUGAUCUUGAUAAUGGUAUUAUUUAUUUGGAAAUUUACUCCGAAAAUAAUAACUAUGUUGAAAAGAUAAAUUAAGUAAUCUAAGAUUAUGUAAAUCAAUUUGAAAUAGUGACUGUAAAGCCUUAAUCUAUAUAUGAGCCUUUUAUAGAGUAGCUUAGUCUUAAAUAAAAGUUCGCCUAUGUUAAAAUACUGAAGUUUUAAGAAUAAAAGGCUAUCUAAGAUAGUAAAUAAAUUGAAAAAUUAGAGUAAUAAUAGUAAAAGGAAAUUGAUAAAGAUCAUGAUGAUCUAAUCAGAAAUAGUGAGUAGAAGUAAGAUAAUAAUGAUUAGUCGAAUAAAGAAAGUGACUCAUAAAAAUAUGAAGAUUAUGAUGCAAUUGUAUUAAUGAGAAAAAGAAUAUAGAAAGAAGAGGUAGAAGAGGAAAAAAAUAAAGAAAACAUUACAAAAGAACUAAUAUAUUCUUAAGCAGAGGAAGGCGGUAAAUAAUAAUAAAAAUAAUUAUCAUUAAAGGAAAUAGGUAAAUUAAUUGAAGAAGAAAAUUGUGAUAGGUUUAGAUAGUUUGAUGAAUAUGAAAUAGAGAUUUUAGAUAAAAUAAUAUAUUUAGUAAAUGAGUUCCAAUUUGAUUAAAUGAUUUUCAAUAAAUACAAUGUAUUUAUUGAGAUUCAAGAAGAUUUAAUAAAUAUCUUUGGUGACAUAGAAGGAACCAAUUUAAUUGAUCAACUAGUCUAUCAGUUAAAAAACAACUCUUGCAUUGUUAUUAAAUCAAUUAACAUGCCCUGGAGCAAAAUUUAACAAAUGAAGCAAGACAUAGUUGAAUUAAAUUAAGAAUUUUAAAAUGAGGAAAAAACUUAAAUUAUUUUGUUAGACAUAACUUUAGAUGUCUAUUCGAAAUUAAUUGUACCGAUAAAAGACAAAGAGAAUAAAAACUAAGAUGAAGAAAAUUUUAAGAUCUCAUAUAUUAAUUUUAAAAAUUAACAUAGGGAUAUAUUUGAAGACAUAUUUAAAGAAAAAAGUAGAAGAAUUGAAAUUGAUUAAGAUGGUCUUUCAAACAUUUAAGAAGAAUUCUUAACUAAAAUUUGUAAAUUAGAUAUAAAAUAAAGCAAAUCCAACGGUUUUAUAGAGUUUGAAUGCACUCAAAGGAGGUUUGAUAAAUUUAGUCAAAGUUUUAAUGAUGCGAGGGAGGGUUUAAUGGUCAAAGAAGAUUUUGUGGCUCAUUAAAUUUUCUUCACCAUCUUCAGUUAAAAAUAAUAAAGAAAAAUAAUUAAAAUGCAAUCUAAGUAUAAAUUUUCUAUCGUUUUGGAAGCCUUAGAUGAUUCAAAUUAUAAUUAAAUUUGCUUAAUUUGUCCAAAGAAGAAAAAAGAAAAAAUAAAAUAAAAAAUUGAAAAAUACUUAAGAGAUAUAAAAAAAGAGGUUAGCGAAUUAAACUAUGAGCUGACAGAAGAUGACUUAGAAAUGUUUACCUAGAAGGGUGAUUAUCUCAUGCAAGAAGUAUUUUGUUCUAAUGAGUAAGAAUAAAGUGAUUAAUAGGAUGAGGAGGAAUUAUUAGAUAGAAAUUUAAAAAACAGUUAAAUUUAUUUGCAGUAUUAUUUGUCAGAUAUUAUUUAUGAAUUUAAAAAUAACUUAAUUGACCUAUAAAGAUUGAGGAGCAACCAGAUAAAUAAAGAUUUCAAGAUAAUUUUGUCUUAAAAUUAGAUAAAUAAAUACAAUGAAAGUUUAAAUUAACAGAUUAUAUAAAGGGAAAAUGUUCAGGUAUUUUAAAGAGAAAUAUCUAUAUAAAUGAUUUCUUUAUAAAGUUACGAGAUAGAAACAAAAAAUAUUCUAAAGGGGUCUGCUUCUUAGAAUUUAAUUAUACUAGAUCACUCAUAUGAGGAUCAUAAACUUAGGCUUGACGAAAUAUGUUGCUCAAAAAAGGAUAGGCUAGUGGGUUAUAUACAUAAGAAUGAAACCACCAAGUCAAAUUAAAUUGAGAACAAGUUUUUAGAUUUAAUUUAGUUGAAAUAAAAUUUAUCUCAAAUUAAAGAUUAGCAGCAAGUUCAUAUAAAAAUAAAGGAAAAAGAAUUUAACUAAGAUAUAGCUAAUGAAAACUCUUUAGUGUUAAUUGGUUAAAAUUUAGUUGAUUACUUUGAUAAUUUUGCAAAUCAAAACUAGUUUAAUUAGAUUAGAUAAGAAUUCUUUAAUGAUAUCUUCUUGAAUGCAAUUCUAAAUUAAAAUAAUAUACAUAUUAUGGUCAAUGACAAAGAAAUAAGAUCUUAAUUAAUUUAUUGUUUGCUUUAUACUUUGGAAAAUAGUUAUGUUUAAUCCUUAAAAGAAGAAGGUUUGCUAGUAAAAAUAUAUUUUAUUAAAAUAGACGAAGAUAAGCAAGAACGAGAUUUUCUCAAAAAAAUAAAUUCAAUUUAAAAUCUAUAAGAAUAACCUAAGCAAGGUAGGUAAAAUGACGUCUAGAAAGCUGAAGAAGAAAUUUAGAAUACACUUUAGAUAUUUAAGAAUCAUGAAAAGGCAUAAUCAGAAAAAUUUUUAAAUUAAGCGAUUGAAAAUGCAUAAUGGUAUUAUGUAAAAGAAAAAGAAGGCAAAAGCUAACAUUUAUAGUUUGAUUAAACAAACUGUUUAAUCAUUGAUUAUUUCUACAGAGAUUUUAUAAGAUAAAGAGAUGUAAAUUAGAAUGAAUCAGAAAAUAAAAUUUAUAAUUUUAUGUUUAGAGAAGAUUAAAACCCAACUACAAAUAAUUAAAUAAAAGAAAGAGAAGUUAGAAUAGACUUUUAGAAUGAAGAAGUUAUAAUAUAAUUUUUGAAUAUUUCUAUAAACUUUAAUUCAUUCUUCAAACUUUACCCUUAGCUGGAAUAAUUAAUAUAAGAAAUGAGGAAUGUUUUUAAAUCAAUAAAUAAUUAUAAUAUCAGUGAUAUUAUCUUACAUGCUACAGAAGAAUCAACAAAAAAUAAAACUAUUUAAGGUCUAAUUUUUGAAGAAGGAUUGUAUAAAAUUAUUUUUUAUAAAGAUAAAUAUUGGAUUGAAUCUGUCACUCAUCCUCACUUUCAAAAAGUAAAGGAAAAAAUCUAAAUUAAUAGAUAAGCCUUGAUAUCAGACUCAAAUUCAUGCUUUGGUAAUGAAGAGUAUAUGCACGAAAAAGUUCACAUCAAAUACAACUUUAAGCGUGAAGAUAAAAAAAAUUAAAGUGAAAAAUAUCAUUUAAAACUACUUGUUGAAAAGAAAGACUAUGAUAAAGCUAAGAAAAAUUUAGAAAUUUUCUUCAAAUUUAGGAGAACCACUUUUGAAAAAGCUAAACAAAACUAAAAAGAAAUGAGUAAAAAGGAAAAAUCAUUGACAUUUUUCUAUUACACUCCUAAACUGAGGAAAUUUUUGUUAUAAAUCUUUAAAAUGAAUAAAUACACUAUUAUUAAGCAUUAAUAGGAAGAAUGCUUCUAUAUUAUUACAUCUGACUCAAAGACUUCAAUUAAAAACUUUGAAAAAAAUGAAAUAAGCUAACUCUAAAAUUUCUACAAUGAAAAUUGGUUUGAAAUAUUGCAGGAAGCUUAAUAAAAACUAAAUAAAAAGGUUAUUUAACUCAAAAAUAACAGUUAUUUCUUGAACCAACUUUCAAGUAGCCAUACCUAAUUCCUUUGCCUAUUAAAAAAUUGGGAAAUUGUAGGAUUUAAGCCUUACUUCUUUUUAAUUUAAAGUGAAAAAAGUAUAUCAGAAUUUAAAAAAUUUUUAAAUUUAGAGAAUUCGAGUGAUCAGAUCAAGUUUAAUAUUGUUUCAAAAUAAACUUUAUUCAAAAUUGUUUCAAAAUAAACUUUAUAUGAAUACUUAGAAAGCUAUAAAUUUGAUCAAUAAAAAAAAGAAGGAAUAUAAAAUGACUUUUUAAAAGAAUUUAAAGAUUUAAACUUUGAUCCAAAAUAAUAAGAUAUAAAUAUCUUAGUAUUAAUAAAUAUUUUUGUAUAAAAAAAUAUCUAAGAAUAAAUAUAAAAUGAUAAAGAAAAAGAAAAAGAAAAAGAAAAAGAAAUAGUAUUAUAUGAAUACUAUUAGAUACCUUUGUUUUAUCUUUUAUUCUAAUAAUGA
This is a messenger RNA of Tetrahymena thermophila SB210, 4500 nucleotides long. RefSeq lists its product as hypothetical. Lineage: Eukaryota; Ciliophora; Oligohymenophorea; Hymenostomatida; Tetrahymenidae. The transcript has 4 exons. The record is from RefSeq and is a predicted model, not a curated record.